Candida tropicalis MYA-3404 is the source of this 1131-nucleotide messenger RNA. It is a transcript of the gene CEK2, whose product is annotated as Cek2p. The coding region runs from base 1 to 1131 and encodes 376 amino acids. Gene Ontology annotation, biological process: intracellular signal transduction; protein phosphorylation. NCBI's taxonomy places the organism in Eukaryota, Fungi, Ascomycota, Pichiomycetes, Serinales, Debaryomycetaceae. The transcript has a single exon. Gene Ontology annotation, molecular function: MAP kinase activity; ATP binding. The record is from RefSeq and is a predicted model, not a curated record. Gene Ontology annotation, cellular component: nucleus; cytoplasm.
AUGGCUAGACUUCCAGAUGUAAAAGAAAGUCGUCAGGUGGUAUUCAAUAUUUCCCAAAACUUCAAGGUUAUAAAGAUACUUGGUGAAGGUGCAUAUGGAAUUGUUGCAUUGGCAGUUCAUAUUCCUACAGGAACAAAAGUUGCCAUCAAGAAAAUCGAACCCUUUGAAAGACCAUUGUUCUGUCUUCGUACUUUAAGAGAGAUAAAACUAUUAAACAAAUUCAAAUGUCAUGAAAAUAUAAUUAGAUUGUAUGAUGUUCAAAAACCAUUAGAUUACGCUCAUUUUAAUGAAGUUUAUCUUAUCCAAGAAUACAUGCCACUGGAUUUACACAAUAUAAUUUACACUCAUGUUUUAAGUGAUCAACAUGUCCAAUAUUUCAUUUAUCAAAUCUUAAAAGGUUUAAAAUUGAUGCAUAGCGCCAAAGUCAUUCAUCGUGAUUUAAAGCCAUCAAAUAUCCUUGUCAAUGAACAAUGUGAUUUGAAAAUUUGCGAUUUUGGAUUAGCUAGAUUAGAUGCUAAACAUUAUAAUUUAGAAACAAACCCCAAAAUCUCCAUGUUGACUGAGUAUGUUGCCACUAGAUGGUAUAGAGCUCCAGAAAUCAUGUUGAGUGCAUCUAAUUAUUCUACCGCGAUUGAUCUUUGGUCAGUUGGUUGUAUUUUAGCAGAAUUAUUAACCUAUAAAGCUUUAUUUCCAGGAACUGAUUAUAUAAAUCAAUUACGUUUAAUUUUUGAAGUUUUGGGUAGUCCAAGUGACGAAGAUUUAAAGAUUAUAAAAUCAGAAAGAGCACAAAAAUUUGUUAAAUCAUUACCAUAUAGAGUUAAGAUUGAUCUUACUGAUUUUGUUAAUAAUCAUCCCUAUAGACGAAUCAAAGUUCGUGCAAGAGAAACUGUAAAUCCAUUGGCAAUUGAUUUGUUGGAAAAAUUGUUAGUAUUUGACCCUUCAAAAAGAAUAACAGUCCAAGAAGCAUUAGAACAUCCAUAUUUAGAGGCUUAUCAUGAUCCAUCUCAUGAACCAAUCACCCUGCCAAUACCAGUGGAAGAAUUUGAGUUUGACAUGGACAAAAAACAGUUGGAUGUUGAAGAUUUGAAACAGCAAAUCUAUAAGCAAAUCAUGGCAACUAAUCAAAUUUGA